UUUUAUCACUUUAUUUAUAUGACUGUGAUUUUCAGUCAUAACUUGAGAGGUUUUGUGGAAACUAUUAACAGUCUUGUGUUUAUAUUUUUUGCGCAGGCAGAACAGCAGACAGCCUGUGUGUGUGUGUGUGUGUGUGUGUGUGUGUGUGUGUGUGCUAUGAGCUGGUUAAUGUUUAUGAGGUUCUGCACUGAAAGUCGGAGUGUUUUAUCCAAACGCAGACACUUUCUUCUGUCCGCAGCUAAAAUGGCCACAGAUUCACACUGGCUGAGUGCAGCAGAAAGGGAGCAUGCGCUGAUGGAGUUGAAGGCGACGGGAUGGGUGGAGCUGGAGGAGCGAGAUGCACUGUAUAAAGAGCUGCACUUCAAAACCUUUAAUCAGGCGUUUGGAUUCAUGUCUCGAGUGGCUCUACAGGCGGAGAAGAUGAACCAUCAUCCGGAGUGGUUCAAUGUUUAUAAUAAGGUCCAGGUCACGUUAACGACACACGACUGCGGAGGCCUGUCGAAGAAAGACAUCCGUCUUGCCAAAUUCAUUGAUAAAGUCGCUCUGACGAUGUAGUGCUGUAAAACGGUGUCAUGUCUUUAGAUGAGUGUGUGUUUUGGGCUGAGCUUAGACUCUGACUAAGUGCUGGACUGAUCUGGGAUCUGCUGUAAACAUAGAGGCUUAAAAAAUCCUCCUGUUACUGUAAACAAAUUUUAAAUAAAGAACGUGAAUAUCAGCA
Messenger RNA from Pangasianodon hypophthalmus (striped catfish), 718 nucleotides. Its product is annotated as pterin-4-alpha-carbinolamine dehydratase 2. The transcript is spliced from 4 exons. Gene Ontology annotation, biological process: tetrahydrobiopterin biosynthetic process. The record is from RefSeq and is a predicted model, not a curated record. Bases 19 to 555 code for a protein of 178 amino acids. NCBI's taxonomy places the organism in Eukaryota, Metazoa, Chordata, Actinopteri, Siluriformes, Pangasiidae. Gene Ontology annotation, molecular function: 4-alpha-hydroxytetrahydrobiopterin dehydratase activity.